GAGUUCACAUACGAGAGCCCUGUGGCUGAGUCGUCUGCUAGUGAAGGCAAAGAACCCACUUUGACAAAUCAAGCAUUGAAGAAGACGAUAUUGAAAGUUGAUGGCGCUUUCCCUUCUACUCGAAGACGGUUACCGGUUGUAUCGGUUCACAGCAAUGUAAUAUCGCCUCUCGAUUUUGCUUGCCAAAAAUUAGAGUUGAAAGCGAGUCAGAUAAAUGCGGUGCUGGAUGAUGUCAGUGAGACUCGUCCUCUUGACGUCAAAGGGCUUCAACUACUUCUUCAAGGGGCAGUGAUGCCUACUGUUAAUGCGGGCCCAUUGGCGUACGCGGAAGCAUUCACACAAUCCGAACAAAGGGAGCGUUAUGGAGAAAAGGGAGUUCGUGAUCUGGAAAGCGCCUUCAGGAAACUGAUGUCAGCAUGUGAACGUGCGUUGCAAGUCAAUGAAACUGUUGUUGCAAUGGAUCAGCAGACCUAUCACGAAGUUCUGUUGGCAUCGUUCGACGCCAUGCAUGAGCGAUUGUUCGGCUUCUUCGGUACUUCGCUUCGUGAUGCCCGACGUCAGGAAGCCACUGACGGUGACAUACCGAAAUCAGCUAUUCAUGUUCUUGACACCAUAGGAGGGGUGACAGCGUGA
Messenger RNA from Ostertagia ostertagi, 633 nucleotides. The record is from the annotation of a GenBank genome assembly. Lineage: Eukaryota; Metazoa; Nematoda; Chromadorea; Rhabditida; Trichostrongylidae.